Molecule: messenger RNA, 5150 nt
Organism: Chlamydomonas reinhardtii
Lineage: Eukaryota; Viridiplantae; Chlorophyta; Chlorophyceae; Chlamydomonadales; Chlamydomonadaceae
Exons: 16
Coding region: 227-4177 (1316 amino acids)
Source: RefSeq, a predicted model, not a curated record
AAUAUUUCAAAUUAACGCGACACCAGUGCAGGUGCUCACUUUUACAGUAACCGGGAAGGGGUUGGCUCUAAGAAUUCGCACUUCACUAGACUAUUAUAUUAUGAUACAGGAACGGCAACGCCUUCACACGCUUGCGCGGUGAAUCUCUGCGUCAAAACUUUUGAAGGCAGCACCAGGCGCACGCGGGGCCUUCAGGCCUGCAGCGCCUAGGCGGCUGAACUGUAAGAUGACGGCCUGUAAAGCCAACAUGCCGGGCUGGCGCGUGUUGCUCGCUGUGUGCGCAUUCUUGGCGCACAUGAUUCCGGCCUUCGGCCUUCGGAGCGUCAGCAUCAUCGCAAAUGCAACUGAUAUGAUUGCGGCCCUGGAGCGGUUGACGGGGCCGCCGGAUGGUCUGGAGCCCCACACACUCGUCGUGACCACGGAUAUUGUGCUCAGCCCGGCAUUCUUCCCGGAUAGCACCCAGUCCGUGGCCAUGCGCAUCCGGCAGAACGCCACCAUCGUGGGCAGCGUGCCGGGCCGCCCCGAGGCCUUCCCAGUCAUUGACCUGGCCUGGUCGUACCGGCGACUGGCCCUGGCCGCAGACGUCAUCAUGACGUGGCAACACGUGCUGGUCCGCAACUUUAGAUCCAAGUUUGGCAACGACUUUGACGUGUUUGGGUACUCGCCGGGGGCGCGGCUGUAUAUGAACGACAUGAUCCUGGAGUUCCCCUACUGCGUCCGGGCGGCGGUGAUCGUGCCGGGCAUCUCGCGCGUGCCGCGCAACAGCCGCGGGCCACCGGCGGUUGGAGCCAACGCCACGGCCGGGCAGUUUCAGGUCGCUGCCAUAUGGCCUGCACACGAGUACACCUACACGCUGGCGAAUGGCAGCCGCAUGAGCACCCCCGACGGCGCCCGAUACUACGACGUAUACGUGGAGGUGCCGAUACAAGCAGACUUCCAGGGCGCGGGCGGCUACGACGCCUACUACUACAACACCACCAGGGGUUGUGCGGCCAUGGCAACAGACGAGUGCAUCACCAGUCUGGGUGCGGCGGUGUGCUACAACACCGCAGUGCUGCAGCUGCAGGCGGCAGCCGCCAAGAACCGCUCCGCCGACGCCAGCGGCGGCGGCGACCACAGCGGGCACCAACUUGAAAUCAUCCUGCCCACAGUCAUUCUUGGCUCGCUGCUGAUCCUGGGGAUUACCGGUCUGCUGCUGUGGCUGCUGAUGGGCUCGGCGGCGCACGGCCGGCUGCACGCGAGGCGCCGCCGCCUCACGCCGCCACGGGCCGGACCUGAGACAACCCUGGUUGUGACGGACGUGGAGGGUAGCACCACGGCUUGGGAGGCGCUGCCCAGCGACAUCAUGAACUCGGCCUUGUCGCUGCACCACGCCGCCAUUCGCAAGGCGGCGCGCCGCCACUGCGGCACCGAGUUCGCCACAGAGGGUGGUAAGUCGGAUCGGGGCUACUCGUUCCUCCUUGCCUUCCACGACGCCGUCACCGCCGUGCGCUUCUGCACCGAGGCCCAGGCCACGCUGCUCGACCAGCCCUGGCCCGAGCAGCUCCUGCAGCUGCCGCAGUUGCCGGGCGCCCGGCCGGUGUGGGUCACGUGCAAGCGCGAAGCCAUGAUGACGCAGACGCUGCCCUCGCCGCUCGCGCUGGCGGCGCCGCCGGCGAUAGCCACCGCCGCGGAUGCACAGCCCAGCCCGUCAGCAAUGAGUUUGGUGGGAGGUCCCUUUCUUGGCGAUGAGGACCUGCAGAGGUUGUAUGGCAUUGACGGCAAUGGGCACGGCGGCGGCGCGAGCGCCGGCGCGGCGUCGCCGCGAGGAAUGGCUGGCAGCAGCAACUGGCGGUUGAGGCUGAGGGCGGCGGCGGUGGGCGCGACGGGUAGCCUGUUGGGGCCGCGAGGUGGCGGCGGCGGCGGCGUGGCCGCUGCGCGGCGGCGGCGGCGCAGCGUGUUGGAUGUGUACGGCGGCGGAGUGCCGUCGGUGACGGCAGGUUCGAACAACGCCGACGGCGGCAGUGUUGCCGGCGGCGGCGGCAGUGGCCACAGCCACAAGCAGCAGCAGCAGCAGCAGCAGGUGGCGGCGGAGGCAGGCGCUGGCGGCGGCACUGGCGGCAGUGCCGGUGGCAAUGGCGGCGGUGCAGGUGGGCGGCCGUUUAUUACACAGCUGCAAGAAGUGUGGACGGUGGUUGCGGAGCCGCUGUCCGCGGCGCCGGCCGGCACUGUCGCCAUCAUCUCCGCUGGCCCGACGGAGGGUUAUGAUGUGGAAGCCGCCACAAGCCCCUCAACCCGUGGCGGCGCCAUCGCCAAAGGCAGCAGGGGCGGCGGCAUUCGCCGCACGCUCACCUCGGAUCAGCUGGCAUUGGGAGACAUGGGCGCGGCGGCGGCGGCGUUGACGCUCAGCAGAGGCAGCAGCUGCGGCGGCCGCAGCAUAUGUGUGUUCCGAGGCCUGCGCGUACGCAUGGGCAUGACCAGCGGGGUGGGGCCGGAGGACGUGUUUCCAAGCAACACGGCCGGCGGCAAGCCCGAAUACGGCGGCAGGCCGCUGGCCGCGGCAAAGGCCGUGUGCGAUGCCGCGCAGGGCGGUAUGGUGCUGCUCACCGCAGAGUCCUUUCGACAGCUGGCGCUGCUCGACGACGACGAAGACGACGCCAGCCGCGGCACCGCCGCCGCAGCCGCCGCCAGACGUGCCGCCUGCGCCGCCGACCCCGCCGCCACCUCCUCACUGGUGCUACUGCACGCCGGGGACUACAGCCUACCGGCUGGCAGCGCCGCCACUUUGGCAAUGGCGGGCGCGAGCGUGUGCGGUGUGGGCAGCGGCGGCGUGGGCGGCGGCGGCGGCGGCGGAAUGGGCAUGGUUGUGCCGGGUGUGGUGAGCCUGUAUGAGGCCCUGCCGCCGGCGCUGGUGGGGCGACUGCCGCUGCUGGGGCCGCUGGGGCUGCGAGGCUGCACCAAGGUCUGCCUGGGCGCGCUCGACGCGCCCGUGGGCCGCGUGACUGUCGUGUUCAUGUACGCGGUCGGACACGCCACGCUCAGCGCCUGGAACCAGGAGGUCACGGGGCAGGCCACCCUGACCUACGGUGGCGUGGUGCAGCGCUGCCUGGGCGACUGGGGUGGCUACCUGGUCGAGCUGAGUGGCGGCGGGCUGUGCCUGGCGGCGUUUGCGGGCGCGGCGGAGGCGGUGGGCUUCGCGCUCAGUGUGAAGGACCGGCUUCUGGUGGCGGACUGGCCCGAGGCUCUGCUGGAGCACGAGCUGUGUGAGGUGGUGGAGGUGCACACCGGCAACCCAGGCGCCGCACCCGACGGCGACUCCGCAAACGCCUUUGACUACCGCGGCGGCGGCGAAGGCGAAGGCGGAGGCGGAGGCGGAGGCGGCUUUGGCAGGGAGGGCAGCAGCGAGGGCGUGGGCGGCAGGGGCGGCGGUGGAGGCGGCGCGCCGCCCAAGCUGCUGAUGCGUGGGCUGCGGAUCCGGGUGGGCAUCGACACGAGCGCGGACGUGCACACACAGAUCAGUCCCUGCACAGGGCGCAUGGAGUACCGCGGCAGGGUAAUGAACCGCGCGGCUCGCAUCGCCUCCAAGGCGCUCAGCGGUAACGUCAUGGCCAGUGAGGACUCCUGGCGCGCCGUCAAGGCCACAGCCGCAGCCGCCACCGCGGCGGCACGGCAGCACGCAGCACAGGCGCUCAAGGCGCGCAGCGCCGGCCGCGUCGAGCUCAAAGGCGUGGGCAGCCUACACCUGUACAACUGCAUCUGGCGGGAGGAGGGCGGCGCGGUCGGCCUGCCGCUGUCAGGAAUGGCGGGAGGGUCCACAGGCACGGGGCCGGGGGCGGGGGUGCUCGGCAUGUUGGUGGGAAGCACGUCGCGGCGGCGCAGCAGCGCCACUGCCAGCGCACACCUCACAAGCCGGUUGGGACAGGCCCUGGUGUCGACUUGCUCCGCCAUCGACGACACGCAGCACGAGGACGUGGGUGCGGAUCCCAGCUACCACACCACCACCACGGCGACCGCCGCCGGCACGCGGCCGGCACUGCAGUCGGUGGGGGUGCAGGUGCAGCUGCUGCAGCCGCCAGUGGCGCCGCCGCCGCCAGACGCGGUGGCGGUGGUGCCGGCGGUGGGCGUUGUCGCUGCGGCGCCAGUGGUGGAGCAGGCGGAUGCCUCCACACAGACGGAGCCCGCGCGGGACGCUGCGUAGGAAGGCUUGGGCUUUUGGAGGGUGAGAGAUGUGGCAGAGCCAGCGCUUGGUACAUUUUUGAUGCGAUCAAUCGCGUAGAAGAUUCUAUAUUGCAAGUUGCGAGGCGUUGCCGACUCGGUCGGCCCGCCGCCGCCACACGGAACGCGUCAAUCGAUUGCUGCAACUCGGGCAGCCGCUUGAUUCCAUUUGUUGAAUUGGUUUUGCGCUUCAGUUUCUUUGUUGCACAACCCCGUUGCCGCCUAGCUGGCGGCACGGUUUGCACGUAUGAAGGCACGACCGGAGUCACCGGACCAGUGGCAGGGUCGCCUGGUACGCCUGGUGCGUCUGGUUUCUGACCCAACGGCCACCGGAACGCAUGGUCCAAAGAACGCAUGAUGGGCAUGUUGCAGCAUUAAUUUCAAUGUGCCUCGGGCCCUCACAGGCAUGUUCUUUCAGCCAUGUCUCAUGCAGUUUUGCAUACUAAGGCAUUCGGUGCAUGUCGGUGCAUGUCGUUCCUAGAUUCGGGCGCGGUUAUUCUUCUCGAUACUCUUUCCUGAUGGGAGGUGAUGCCUAUCAUUGUGUUGUGCCCAUCAGCAGGGCGUGUGCGGCUGCGGGUUUGUGGUCUGAUGUUCAGAGUGUUUGGAGCCUCCUAAGUUUGCGACGUUACCGAGAGGACAAUCUGAGCGUGCCAGCACGCAGAGACCAUUGAUUGCUGUUCCGAAGGCUGCCAUGCCUUGCAGCUCGUCGUAGUGUGUGUGUUGUUUCGCUGCGAGUACCCUCGCCAUGCGUCGCGUGGUGCCGUGUGUGCCGUGGCGGUCGAGGUGGCGCGGUUGCGAUUGCGGUGCGCGGGUAUAAGAAGUGGGCUGUGAUGGGCAGGCGCUUUCUUCUGCGCCCACGGCAAUGGAAAUUCAAUUCCAUCCCCUGAUUGCGAACAGAACUUGGAGAGAUUUCCGCCUGGGAGUGCGGCGGUGUUAGCUCAAAAUUUUAAGUGGCU